UGUGUUCUCUCUCCUUUCUCUAUUCAGGCCUGUGGCUGUGCAACUAACGUUGGAGAAAAAUUGGUAGGGUCUAAAAGACUCAUCCACACAGCCAUCAGACCACAAUCUUUUAAAAUCCUUAAUCCAAAAUGCCUCCUAAGUUCGAUCCCAACGAAAUUCAGUAUGUGUAUUUGAGGUGCACCGGAGGAGAAGUUGGUGCUACCGCUUCUCUUGCUCCAAAGAUCGGUCCUCUUGGUCUGUCCCCCAAGAAGGUUGGUGAUGACAUUGCCAAGGCUACUCAAGACUGGAAGGGCCUGAAGAUCACUGUCUGUCUGACAAUUCAGAACAGACAGGCUAAGGUGUCUGUAGUGCCUAGCGCAUCAUCACUGAUCAUCAAGGCCCUGAAGGAACCCCCAAGGGACCGCAAGAAGGUCAAAAACAUCAAGCACAAUGGCAACAUCACCCUGGAUGAUGUGACCAACGUCGCCAAGGUUAUGCGUCCACGCUCCAUGGCUCGUCACCUGUCUGGCACUGUCAAGGAAAUCCUUGGCACUUGCCAGUCUGUCGGUUGUACUGUUGAUGGCAUGGCCCCCCAUGAUGUUAUUGAUAAAAUCAACAGUGGUGAAAUUGAGAUCGAAGAUUCAGACUAAACUGGUUUGUCUUCUAUAGUUGAGGCUUCAAUAAAAACAAAGAAAAUUA
This is a messenger RNA of Nematostella vectensis (starlet sea anemone), 678 nucleotides long. RefSeq names its product 60S ribosomal protein L12. The record is from RefSeq and is a predicted model, not a curated record. The transcript has 4 exons. Gene Ontology annotation, molecular function: large ribosomal subunit rRNA binding; structural constituent of ribosome. Gene Ontology annotation, biological process: translation. Bases 129 to 629 code for a protein of 166 amino acids. NCBI's taxonomy places the organism in Eukaryota, Metazoa, Cnidaria, Anthozoa, Actiniaria, Edwardsiidae. Gene Ontology annotation, cellular component: ribosome; cytosolic large ribosomal subunit.